Suillus bovinus is the source of this 671-nucleotide messenger RNA. RefSeq lists its product as uncharacterized. Bases 62 to 457 code for a protein of 131 amino acids. The record is from RefSeq and is a predicted model, not a curated record. NCBI's taxonomy places the organism in Eukaryota, Fungi, Basidiomycota, Agaricomycetes, Boletales, Suillaceae. The transcript is spliced from 2 exons.
GUAAUUGAUGCGUUUCACGGACUGCAUUCCCCACCCUGUUUGAAAGCCGAUCUACUUCGGAAUGCUAACAGGGCACCACAACGAUAAUGACCUCGAUGAACUCGCCAACGAAGAUGAUCUUGAUGAUGAUUAUCUGUCGGAUUCUGAUGCAUUGCUCAUGGCAACUCUCGAAUAUCAAUCUCUCGCAGCAUCUAUCACUGGUGAUGGUUCACGAGGCCGGCCAUACAAUCAGAUUCCUCGGUGCAAGGACUUCUUUGCAUGCUGCUCGCAAAGUCCUGAUCGUGAAUUUCGACAUUAUUUUCGAGUCGGUCGAGACACGUCCGACAGGCUGGUUGCAAAACUAGCAGAUAAUCCAAUUUUUACUUCGACUGGAACCAAACCACAGCGACACGUGAAGUAUCAGCUUGGGUGUUUUCUUUUUCGUCAUCCGGGUGACAGGCGAACUCUGAUGGGCUGAGCCCGCGAACUGAGCCCAAGAAUUGAGCAGCCCUAGUAAAGUAUGCUCGGGUAGACAGUCAUUAUAUAUGAAGAAACGCAAAGGCACAGAAUCGUGAUCCUCCAACAACUGUAUUCGUGGUGUACUAUACGCACAACCCUCGCAGGCGCCUUGCACUUGGUGUUCUGGACUCAUGGUGUUUUGCACUCACAGAUGAUCCCACACUUUUGUUUGA